Messenger RNA from Pygocentrus nattereri (red-bellied piranha), 1631 nucleotides. RefSeq names its product interferon regulatory factor 9 (gene irf9). Gene Ontology annotation, biological process: regulation of transcription by RNA polymerase II; immune system process. The record is from RefSeq and is a predicted model, not a curated record. The transcript is spliced from 10 exons. Lineage: Eukaryota; Metazoa; Chordata; Actinopteri; Characiformes; Serrasalmidae. Gene Ontology annotation, cellular component: nucleus. The coding region runs from base 124 to 1410 and encodes 428 amino acids. Gene Ontology annotation, molecular function: protein binding; RNA polymerase II cis-regulatory region sequence-specific DNA binding; DNA-binding transcription factor activity, RNA polymerase II-specific.
AGGAGGGAGUUUCUCGCUGGACUGAGGGCUGGACGGACGCUGUAGGCGACCAGGAGCACACCGCUUUCGGAGUGCGGUCAGAUUCGUUUUGGAGAGAGAAGAAGAAUCGCAACCGGAGAAAAGAUGGCGACGGUUAAAAUGCGCUCUACACGGCGGCUGCGCUCAUGGCUGGUCGAGCAGGUGAGCAGUGGAAAAUAUAACGGCCUCAUGUGGGAUAAUCCUGAAAAGACCAUGUUCCGUAUCCCAUGGAAACAUGCUGGGAAGCAAGAUUUCCGCACUGAUGAGGAUGCCGCUAUCUUUAAGGCAUGGGCUGAGUUUAAAGGGAAGCUUUCGAAGCCUGGUCAUGCCGACCCCGCCUCCUGGAAGACACGCCUGCGCUGCGCUUUAAACAAAAGCCCAGAGUUCAGAGAGGUCACAGAAAGGUCACAGCUGGACAUCUCCGAACCCUAUAAAGUUUAUGAGCUCGUUCCGCUGUCAGAGCAAGGAGGGGCUGAGCUGAAGAAAGAAAGUGGAGAGAAAGCUGUGAGGAGAAGCAAAAGGAGACAAAGGACUGAAACAGAGAGCAGUGAAGAAAGUCUGCCAAAAAUCAUCAAGGAGGAGGAGACUGCUGCACAGCAAAUUACCUUGGAAAUGAAUGGCAGCAUAGGAAACGAGAUCACUCUUCAUUUAGAGGAGUUGACAGAACCCAUGAUCAUCCCAAAGAGUGACAACAUGCUUAAUGAGAUCCAAUUAAACGUAACGAUUGAAACAGCCCCUCUCCCUGGAGAUAAAGUUUCUCCCUCCUUUUCGGUCAGUGUGUAUUAUCUUGGUGAGGAGGUGUUGCGGCGGGACGUUGUGAGUGAGGAUGUCAGGAUUGCCUUUGUUCCCCCCUCCCCUUCGCCUCCUACUCUGAAUGGCUGCAGUUUCCCCCGGAUACCACUGCCCCCGCCCCCCAUAAGCUGUGACUCCGCCCAAAGCUUGGCAAUCUCCGCACUGUUGCCCUACUUGGAAAAGGGGGUGGUUCUUACCUGCAGUGGGCGGGGUAUUUACGCCAAACGUUUCUGCCUGGGACGAGUGUUCUGGUUGGGGCCACAGAGGGUGGGGCCGAACAAAUUGGAGAGAAGCCAAGAGCCCACUAUGAUCUUCAGCAAAGAACACUUCAAACAGGAGUUGGAUAAUUUCCGAGCUGGGGGGAAUCUGCCUCAGAGUGAAAUUACGUUGUGUUUCGGAGAGGAACUUUCUGAAGGAGAUGACCUAGCUGAGAAACACAUCAUCAUUAAGAUUUCUUUUCCAUGGGCUGAUAAAAUGAUCCAGGAAGCCGAGUCCUUCCGAAAUUCUCUGAGCAUCCUCCAGAGCUUGGCUCAGCAGAGCCCAUCCGGAGAGGUCACACUCAACCUUGUGUCAUUACCAGAGCAACCUGUGAAUUCGUAAUAGCUUUAAUGUUAGUCUUUUUUAACCGUCGGGUCAAGGUCUAUUCAUAUGUAAGCAACAAUCUCCUGAACAUGCACUACAGUAGCAGUUCAGUUUCCUUUAUGGUUCAGUCACACCCAGUAUUACAUUUAGAUUAGACACUUUAUUUGUACAUCUGCUGUCAUGUAUUGUGAUUAUGGUUUUAAAACACUAAUAAAAAUAAAUAAAUGACACCAACUGAG